CUGAAAACCACAAUGGUCAGUAGGCCGCAGAAUAGGAGCUUUGGCGUGGGCGAGUCCAUGAAACAGAAUCCAUUGGACUCAGACCGUGUUCGAACAGCUAUGAUUCAGUGGCCAAAGCCUCCAGGAGAGGAGCUGUUUGCCCAUCAGAAGUGCGGAGGAUCCGUUUGUGCAUGUUUGCAAAUUGUUUUGCUUAUGUACCCGGUACCCAGAUCGUGCAGCAUCCAACGAUUGAUGCUGAAAAGAAAGCCAGCGUGGUUAAAUGCGUGACUCUUGCAACGACACCUAGGAGGAUGCGGCAGAUGCCAGACAAAGUUUUUUGUUGCGUUUGCGCCGGCCGUUUCAGAAGGUGCCCUGAGCAAUUUCGAGAACACGCGAAUGCGGCUGAUCCAACCUGACGAUCAGACAGACUGUUACUUGCACUUGGUUGUACCCAACUUGAUCAUCCAUGAGAUUGACCAUCAUAGCCCUUUGCACCCGGAGGCAAAGCAGAUGCUUGAUCCAGGAGGUCCAUCCUGCUCCGAAAAAGGAAGGCCGCUUACCAGGAACAGCAUUGAGGAGCACCUUGACAGACAUAACAUAGAGAUCGUGGUUUUGGUGGAGGGCUUUGAGCCAAUCACAGCGGCCUGCACACAGGGACGUCACUCAUACCUUCAUUCAGCCGAGGAUGUGGUGUUUAAUUGCUCCUUUGCUCCCUGUGUUUUUCGCAAAGACGAUGGGAGCUUAAUUGUGGACUUCAAGCGUUUUCAGGAGUUGGUCCCUGCACCACCAAGACCAAGGUCAACUUACGGCCCAUGGUGGCAUUGCAGGACGCAGGGAAGUCUAUGCUUAACAUUGUGAUUGCCAUGGGCAUCAAGGUGGGUAAUGUCAUGACCACAAAGAAUUUGAGAACAAGAUUUGGGUUUGCAUACAUGUAGAAGCUGAUGGAUUGCCAGAUCCAACCCUGAAGACUACCAUCCGUGUGAAACCAGAGGACAUUAAGUCCAACAUCUGAUUCCUGCAAUACUGCCAAAGGAUGAUGCCCAGCAGCUCUUUGCAGGUGUGAGCGCUGAGUAGCUGUGAUCAUAACAUUGUUUGAUGCAGGAUAGUAUGCUCUCCUAGGCUCUUAGACUUUUAGGUAUCCGGUGCUAAGGGCGCCGAGCAUUCUUGUUGGAGACGGACUUGACUUGACUCCAGGAAGGCUAGCUUCCAGCUUUCCUUGGGGGGCGGCCACCCAAAA
Molecule: messenger RNA, 1216 nt
Organism: Durusdinium trenchii
Lineage: Eukaryota; Dinophyceae; Suessiales; Symbiodiniaceae
Source: the annotation of a GenBank genome assembly